This is a messenger RNA of Naegleria lovaniensis, 2070 nucleotides long. RefSeq lists its product as uncharacterized. The transcript has 2 exons. Lineage: Eukaryota; Heterolobosea; Eutetramitea; Acrasida; Naegleriidae. The record is from RefSeq and is a predicted model, not a curated record. The coding region runs from base 1 to 2070 and encodes 689 amino acids.
AUGGGUCAAACACCUCCAUCCUCCUCCACUCUUUUACCAACCACAGGAACAGGAACAACAACAAAUCGUGUCACUCAAAAUAUUGAACUACAAACGAAACAUCAAAUUCCGAAUGUGGGUGGUGUGGCCGGAGCAACUUUGAUUGCAUCCACGAUCAAUUCCAUGUCCUCGGGCGGUGGCACUUCUUCCAAUGUCACACAAUCAGCAACAAAUCCACAACAACUUCAACCCGUUUCAAAUUAUUUAAAUAAUGUUUCUCUGUAUAAUGCAAAUCCAAAUUUGGGAUAUGCUAACACUCCAACGUCGGAUCCGUUUCGAUUGGUCAUUAAACAAUUUGCUGACAUGUUGAGACCGUCUUCGUUGAGUGUAUCACCAGUAGUGUCCACACAAGAAGGAUUUACAAGUGUGGCAUUGAAAUUGGAUGAAAUUGCAAAAAUUCAUGAAGAUAUUGUCACCAAUUAUAAGAAGUAUUUAAGUUUGUUGGAAUUUUCUGGUGAACAAGAAAAAGGAAAUGUAUUAUUUGGAUCAAGUUCUGCGAAUUUUGGUGACGAGGAUGGAUUUUCCAAUGAAGCGUUUGAAAAUAUUGUGAAUGGAAUUAAAAAUCAUGUGACAUGGGCAAAAGAAUCCAUUGAGAGUUUGAUUGCAGCUUCUGAAAAUUUCGAGAGAAAGAGUUUGAAAGGAUAUCAUGCUCGAUCGCUUUCAUCUUCCAUGUCUGGAGUUGCUCCAUCUUCGAAUACAACUGUAACGAUUGAUUGGUCGACUAUUGCUAACAAGAAGAAAUAUUUUGAAAUACGAGAUGAAAUUGAAAUUUUAUUGACCUUUCAUCUCGAAGAAAUUCGAGGAUAUAGAGACAUUGUUGAAAAAUUGAAAAAAUCAGAAGCCAAAGGAGAAAUUGUGGAAGUGAGUGUCAUUAGCAUUCUAAUGCCAGAUGAGUUUGGAGCUGGAUUUUGGAAGAACAAGUGUGGAGAAAAUGUAUUUUCCAUGAAGAAGAAUGACUUUCUUGACAUUAUUGAUUUAUUCUUUCAACAAUUGAAAGAUCGUGUGAAAAAGAUUUGGGUCGAAGACUUUUCUCACAUCAUUGAUCCAACAUGUGACAAUGUUGUUUCAAUUGUAGAUUUUAAACAUGUACUGCAAUGGUUUGGACCUUUUGGAACAAGUUUCUUUGUGCCUCUCGACAAUUUUCUAAACAUGAAACAUUUCUGGGGAAGUAUUUCUGCGAUGGAAGCUCAAAUGAUUCUCGAUUCGGCAGAACCAGGGUCAUUCUUGAUUCGUUUUUCAGGGACAGACGCUGGUAGUUUUGCCAUCACUGUCGUCGAACAAGAGAGUAGUGAUAAUUUGAGUGUUGGAGAUGAAGUCACACAUUACAAACAAACGUUACAUUUUCAAUUGACACGAAAACGAGAGGAUUCCAAAAUGUAUUUCACAUUGUGUGAAUCAGAUAUGGAUCAAAAAUUCGAAACGGUAGAUGCUCUCAUCAAACAUUACCGCUUGACAUUUAAAUAUCCAUUUGUGAAUGACCAACUCAAAUUGAAAGCAAUUGAACCAGAAGAAGAGACUGACUUUUUAGGAUUUAUCAAAUCGACUCCACAAUUGAAUCGAAUCGAUGCAGAAGAUGAUACCAGCUUUAUUGAAUACAGAGGAAGAAUUCCACAAAGCCUCAAAGAAGCACAUGAACUGCAGCGAGCCAAAAUCAUUGGUGGAAACAACAAAAAAGGUUCUUCGUCCUCAGGAAAUGUCACUCCAAAAUUACCUCAUUUGCAAAAAGUGUUAUUUACUGGACUGACGUCAAAUCAAGCGUCGUCAACCAUUUCCACACCUCGUUCCUCUGCUUCUUCCUCGAGUGGUGGUGCCACAGGUGGUUCCAAUACUCCAACUUUGGUUGGUGGUGGAAAUGGCACAACCACUGGUAGUGAUAAGGGUGGAUUAACAUUGUCAUCGAUCACUCAGGUCAGUACGUCCACACCUGGAAAAUUAGCAACAUCACCACAAGAUUCCAAUCCAACCGAUCCUACUCAAUCCACUCAAAACACGGCAGUGAAUGUGAAUGAAAUUAUUUUAGAGGAAAAGUAA